Messenger RNA from Anopheles stephensi (Asian malaria mosquito), 3435 nucleotides. RefSeq names its product mucin-5AC-like. Gene Ontology annotation, molecular function: actin binding. The transcript has 2 exons. Lineage: Eukaryota; Metazoa; Arthropoda; Insecta; Diptera; Culicidae. The record is from RefSeq and is a predicted model, not a curated record. The coding region runs from base 1130 to 3274 and encodes 714 amino acids.
CUUCCGGGGUCUCCCUCACCGAAUGCUGUCGUGGGGGUCCCCGCGGAGCCCGGGAACUUUACUGCACGCAUCGAGAUUUACACGCUGCCGCGACCGAACGAGCAGGUUUGCUGGUGUUGAAUUCACCGGAUAGAUACGAUUCAGCAGUCAGCGUGUCAGGUCGGGUUCGCGAACAUCGGUGCGGUGUUUCGGAAGAAAGUUUCAAUUUCGGUGGCUGUGGUUGAUCCAAUUUUACGAUCGAGGUUGUUUGUGGACGGCGGUGUUUGGCUGGGUUUUUGUGAGUGUCUUUGUUUUUUUUCGGGCGAACGACUUCCAACCAGACAAACCCGGAGGGCUUUCGCUAAUUUGUGUAACAAAUGGUGCCGGGUGGGGAUUUCGUUUCUCCUUCGAGAGCACAGUUUCUCGCAACCGCCAGCAUACUGAUCUGCAAGACUGGAUAGUGAAGCAUGGCAUGUUAGGUAUGCUGCUUGCUUGCUUGCCUGCCCGCCGUCCAUGUCCAUGUUUACCACGUCUCGUGCCGGUAGAAAUUUGUACCAAUAGUGAGAAGAUAACAAAACAACCACCUGUGUCUGUGUUGCGAACAAAAGCGGAACGAAUGGAGCAGCCAGCAGCAAACUAAGAUAAACAGAGUGGUAAACACACGAAGCAACAGCUAUAAACCCGAACCUGCCCACCCGCUCGCGGAAAGCUCGCUCGGAAUCGGAAAUCGACCUGGCCCUGGAGCUGAUAAGAUAGCACAUUAUCUUAAUGCAAAUCCGAUCUGCAUCAGCGGGGUGUGCUGUGGUGGUGGUGGUAGCAAAGGGAGUAACAGCAGCAGCAGCAGCAACAGUUGUCAUCGAUUUGCGGUGGAGAGUGCGCGCCUCGCCGAACAACGUUUAGUAUCUGACAGCCGGCUGGCGGUUACUAGUCGUCACGUUAGUGCAUACGUUAUCGCUGCGGUGAACGGCACAAACUAGCCGCCCUUGAAAGGGCUCACGAGUGACGUGGACGUUUCUGGAGAGUUGGCAGAAUUGAAGGAUUAUUAUUUACCCCGGGGAAGAAAGGUAGACUUGACUUCCUGUAGGGGUCAAGUGUUAAGUGAACUGAGAUUAGAUUUAAUUGUGCCUAAGGUUACUAGUGAUCUGCGACAAUGACUCCACCACCACCGCCACCUCCACCAGCACCUGGAGCUUUGCCUCCGGCAGCUCCAACAUUGCCCGGCGCCUCCACUCCGUCGUCGAAAGCUGUCAGUAACGGUGGCGGAUCACCGCCGAUCGCCGAUCAUAACGAUCAGCUGAUGGCAGCGAUUCGUAACGGAAUAGCCCUGAAACCGGCCAAAACCAACGAUCGUAGCACUCCAGCGUUCAUCAAACAGUCAAACGGUGUACUCGAUGAUCACGAAGAAACGGCGCCAUCCGUUGGCUACGACAAAUCUACCUCCAUUGACGAGAUGAAGGAUGCGCUGCAGGCCGAGCUGCGGAACACGCUGAAGCGAAAGAUUAAGAAGCAAGACCUGGAGGAAGGUGAUUGUCGGAAGAACGACGAAAUCGAACGAGCCAUCGAGCACACGCGCAACGAGGUGCAGCUGAAGCUGAACGGACCCUCUCCAACGCCCGAUACCCCCAAGGUUGACAACCCAUUGAAAACGAUCGUCGAUAUGGUCGAUAAGGAACGUGGAGUGGUCGCUGCUCCUAGCAAGCAACCCAGCCCGCAGAUGGGGCAGAAAAAAUCGGUUUCGGUCCCAUCAACUCCAACCGUUCUUAAGCCAGUCGUUAAUGGUACUUCCACACUGCGAAAGGUGUCUGCCGGUCAAUAUCCUGCCCAAAAUGGAACCACCACCACAGUCAUUCAUAUAAAUCCUUCGACGCGGAAUGACAAUCCUACGCCCGUUGUAACUCCAGCACCGAUCACGAAAACAACCAUUGCAACGGUCAAUACGGCGCCGGUUCUUCUUGGUACUAACACGGCCAGGGGAAUCAACGGGGUUGGUGCUGUGGGAAUGAAAAGUCCAACACCAUCUGCCCCGGUGGGCAAACUGAUUUCAAACGGAUCUUCGGCUACGGAUAGUCCAAAAGCUCUGCCCGUAUCAUCAAGCGUACCGUCCAAAGUAAAUGCUAGUCAAACGGCUGCUUCGGUAAAGGCGACACCUAGUCCUGGGAAAAUGGCAAAUGGGAGCCUUCCCUCGGGUAACGCUGCUCCGAAUGCGAACGGAACCGCGCUCAAGGUUAACAGCUUCCAGUCGAAGCUACCACCAACGAGUCCUACCAUCAAUUCAAACAAAACUUCCGUCGGAAAUUCUUACUCGAACACCCUUCCAAGAGCGAACGGAGGCUCUGCCUCGAAGGCCCUUCCCAAAACUUCGACCGGAGCUAUCCCACCUGCGUACACCAGCUCCGUGAAGGUAUCCAUCGGCAGCUUUGGAGAUAGUUUGCGCUCCAACACAACCACCGCCACCGGCCCCGUUUUGCAGAACGGUCAUCACGCCAAAUUUGAGCCCCUCACCAUCGACACAACCUCCAACGGUGGUUCCACCAACGGAACUUCCUCACCAACCACUCCGAAGGAACUGCUCUCGCCCCAGGUGAGAAGUGGUGCAGCAUCGAUACGGCCGUCCCAGAUACGCACGCUAACCAAGGCGGGCAGCGUGGUCAGCCACACCGACAUCCUGGACACAACGAAACCCAUCACCAAGUACCCGGUUACGUUGGUAGAACCGGCACCCGUCCUCACGGCUGCCGCUGCCGUUUCCCCACCCCCGAAGGUGUCCACCACCACCACCACGGGCAACGCGUCACCCGCUAAGGAGCGUACAGCGCUGUACGAGAAGGCAAACAAAGAUCCACCCAAGAGCCCGUUGAACCGGUGGACCGACGGCGGUUCCGUUUCCGGUGGCACGGCACGCAAACUGCUGCUCACACACGGACGACCCAACUUCACGAUAAAGCGCUCCAACUCGCGGCAAGGUUUCGAUGUGGACGAACCGGAUGCGAGGGGCGAAUCCGUCAAGCCGGUGUUUCGCAUUCUGACCGACCUGGAGCGGAUGGAACAACAACAGGAUGACACAGGCCACCAGCGCCCCGGGCAGUCAGCACAGGUUGCGGCGAAUGCACCGCAGCAACCGUACGUAUCCUUCGCGAAGGAUCUCUCCAACGCACCGAACAAUCAUCCCGAUGUGAUCGUGGUGACAAAGCCGAGCACCAGCACGAGUGCCCCGACGGAUCCGUUCCUGGCGAACCUGAAGGACAUAAAGAUUGACAUCGGCGAGAUGAAGAUAGUGAACGCGAAGAAUGCAUAGAUGGCAUCCGCACGAAUCGUGCCCAAUGCCGGUGAAAGGCACGGGUUUAGGGGAGCAUAGAAACACACGCAAACACCGUGUAUCCGAUAGUUGCUAAUGUAAAAUGUACUAUGUUUUGUCUAAUGUUGUCUUUAUAAAUAAAUAUUACAAUUGUAAAGCUA